Messenger RNA from Papilio machaon (common yellow swallowtail), 1626 nucleotides. RefSeq names its product phospholipase A2 inhibitor beta-like. Lineage: Eukaryota; Metazoa; Arthropoda; Insecta; Lepidoptera; Papilionidae. Gene Ontology annotation, cellular component: extracellular matrix. The transcript has 8 exons. The coding region runs from base 60 to 1523 and encodes 487 amino acids. Gene Ontology annotation, molecular function: protein binding. The record is from RefSeq and is a predicted model, not a curated record.
UGAUAAGAUAGUGUGCAUUUGUAUUGGAAGGUGUCGGAGCAGUAUCCUUUAUAACUUUAAUGAAAAUGUGGCAUCAGAGAGAGUUGAAGCUAGUGUUAGUGUUAUUGUGUGUGGUUGUGGCGGGCGGCGCGGCUGCGGGCGGGGUAGAGGGCGAGGCCGGGGCGCCGAGCGCGGACUGCGACGUAUCCCUGCAGGACGUCAACAACCUAACUCUCAACUGCUCCCGCCGCGGCCUGAACAGCGUGCCAAGGACAUGGCCACAGCAAAUCGACAAUACCGUAGACAAAGACGGUCACGUACUGGUGACAUUCUUCAACAACAGCAUCACGAAUGUAACAGAGCUACCGCUAGUGCCUGGGAACAGGAUAGCGAUUAUAUUUAAAUCCAACGCCAUCGUGGAGAUAGAGGAUGGUGCUUUCUCUAACAUACAACGAUUGGUUUACUUGGAUUUGAGCAAUAAUCGUAUCUCAAGUGACGUACUGAGGAGCGAAAUCUUCCAAGGUCCGUACAACAACACCGUGUACAGCAGUAUAGCACUGGAAACUUUGAAUCUGGGCCGCAACCAGAUACACUCGCUGGACAGAUAUCUGUUCCAAUAUACGCCGAAUCUAACGCGCCUCUAUCUUAAUAACAACCCCAUAGAAAUACUUGAUCAUGUCACUGUGUUAGCUCUUUCCAGUGCUACCAACUUACAGGUAUUAGAUUUGUCGAGCACGGAUAUCGAUUCUAUACCACUAGAUGCAUUCAGAGGUCUAGUGAACUUGCAACAAAUAGACUUAUCCGGCAACAAGUUUGUCAAUGUACCCGAGAGCUUGAGUAUAGUAGGCAGUACUCUUCAAUACCUCACAUUCAACAACAACCCGAUUGUUGAGCUCAACGAUGACAGCUUUGUUGGUCUUAGCAAUCUAUUGGAACUGGAAGUCGGUGAAAAUAAUUAUUUGGAGGAAGUUAAAAGAGGUACAUUUACGCCACUUAAGAAAUUGCGUAUCUUGCAUCUGUGUCACAAUACUAAUCUGAGAUACAUCAGUCACAACGCAUUCCGAGCUUUGAAGGAUAAAUGGACGUUAAAAGAGGUAUAUAUUGAUGAUAACAACUUAAGUGAAUUGUCAGCGGAUCUAAUGCCAUGGAGCAAGUUAGAGAUUUUAGGAAUGACUGGAAACAGUUGGCUUUGCAACUGCGACCUUGCUGAGAUCAUAACCAAACAGGAGGCAGGGAAUAAAUUUAAAGAUGGUGAUAUCCCAUAUUGUGCUGCACCAAUGAAAUAUGCUGGAACAUAUGUGACAAAUAUCUCUAUGGCCUUUUGUCCAACAUUUGACUCGACAUUUGCAAACAAACGUAGAUUUUCCAUAUCAAACUUAAGACCAAAACAUGUACUAUGGAGUAUAUUUGGUGUAGCGGUAGUUGUUUGCAUUGGAAUGCUGGUUGGACUGCUUGUGAAUACACUCAAGGCUUUCUAUCAUAAAAAGCUGCAGAGCCAUCCCAUUCGUUACAUUAACUUACACUCUGAUACAAGCUAUGCUUGAAAAAUAAAUAUGUUCUAUAAUAGUUUGUGUAAACUUCAUAUCUUACUCCAAUAUAGUAUUGUUUAGAUAAAUAUUAAAAUUUUAACACAUAUCAUUGAUUAGU